CUCACUGAAUUCUACUGGACUCUUCUCUCCUUAUGAUAACCUGCUCUUCUGUCCUCUCACCUGAGACUACACCCUUGCAGACUUUCUAAUAAACUCCUCCUGCAGCGCACAGAUCCGCCUCAUAUCUGGAUUUGGUUUAGGCUCUCCACAACACCCCCCGCAUCCCCGUUGCCGGCCUUGUUUCGUCGCGUCGCGGGAACGGGGACGGGCAGCAUCAUACUCUACCGUGCACGGCAUGACAACUGUUCCUCCUCCACCCACCCAUCACCGCGAACGACCCAUCAUCCCUCGAACCAAAAAGACAGAAACUCUAAAAGAAUUCCAAAACUCCACACAUCGCCCCCAACAAGCCCAACCACCGCCGUCAUGUUCGCAAUAAUCUGCCCCGGUCGACCCGUCAUAACUUCCCUUCACUCCAUAAAUCCCACCACUUUCGUCCAAACCCUCACACUCCCUGUAAAUCACAUAGUAGUAUUUCUACUACCAGACACGCACAUACCACCAACCCAUGCGGCGAGUGUCCACAUACAAUUCCCGAACCAGCCGUUUCGCAUCCUGGGUGCUAUAUCUGCUGCUAAACCGAGUGCCAUAUUCCGGGUCGAUGCCAAGGCCUUGGAGGGCGAGGUUGUUGUAGGGGUUAGUAUUGAGGAGGCGGGGAAUGUUGCCUGGAAGGUUGGUGAGGGGGCGGGAGUGCCGGGGGGGAAGGGGAAACAGGUCGAGACGGUGGUUUUGGCUAGGAGGAUUAUUACGGAUGCGUUUAAUUUUUUAAGUUCGUUCGCGAGCGCAGCUGAUGGGAGUCGUGGUGAGCGUGGGUGGGAGGAGCUGGUCCCCUUAAAGGCCUUUAGGGAUUGGUGGGUCAAGUUUGAGAAGAAGAUUGAGUUGGAUCCGGGGUUUUUGGAGAGGGAAGGGGAGGAUUGA
Messenger RNA from Tuber melanosporum (Perigord truffle), 918 nucleotides. RefSeq lists its product as uncharacterized. Gene Ontology annotation, biological process: protein import into nucleus. The transcript is spliced from 2 exons. Gene Ontology annotation, cellular component: cytosol; nucleus. Lineage: Eukaryota; Fungi; Ascomycota; Pezizomycetes; Pezizales; Tuberaceae. Gene Ontology annotation, molecular function: nuclear import signal receptor activity. The coding region runs from base 367 to 918 and encodes 183 amino acids. The record is from RefSeq and is a predicted model, not a curated record.